CACACAUACGCCCACCACCCCACACAGGUACCUCGUAAGCCAGAUAGCUCCUCCCAAUGUUCCCCAAGGCAUUUGGCUUACUGAAAUUCCUACAUGUGCCACAGACAUGAGAAGUUCACGACACCACUAUGGCUCAUCUCCUCAGAGGAAAGCAGGCUGGAAUUCCCAAUGAUUUAUCCGCUGGCCUAGGUUCUGACCUCUUUGUUCUCGAUCAUAUCAGGAAUUAUGGAUUGAAUUCUCUUGUCAGCCAAAUCGCAUAUGAUCCCGUCCAGCAUCUCUUCGCCGUCGGUACCAACGAGAGUAAAUUCGGCGUCGGUCAGAUAUACGUAUUUGGGCAGAAGAGAGUUGAGGUCAUCUUCUCAUUGCAGCAUCGCAGCUCCGUGAAAAUACUCCAAUUUUGUGCGGAAAAGUUGAUUUGCUUGGAUAGCAGAAACGACUUCUCCGUCUUCUCGCUCGAGACAAAAUCGCUUUCGCGUGCGUUCAGUCCACCGGCGAAAAUCACCGCUAUACACAGCGACCCUACGCUCGACUAUGCGCUUCUGGGUACGCAGACCGGCGAGAUCCUGGCCUUCGACCUCGAUCGUGAAAACCUUGCGCCUUUGAAGAUUCCGAACUUCUGGCGCGAGCAGUAUCCACGAUCCCGCCUGACCUCUAUUGUAACCCUUGCGUUUCACCCUCGAGAUAUCGGCACACUGCUGAUCGGAUACAAUGCUGGAGUGGCUCUCUACUCUUUCAAACAAAACAAAGCAACCAAAUUUUUGAAUUAUGUGUUACCGAAAGGGGCCCCCGGAGGAGACUCGGAUCCUGCCUCCAUCUUCACAGAACGGAGCCCACCUUUGACGCAAGCUGUCUGGCACCCUACCGGAACUUUUAUCCUGACAGGGCAUGAAGAUAGCAGUCUCGUCAUCUGGGACCCGAAAGAUGGCAGAAUAGUACAAGCUAGGACUCUGCAGGACACGAACGUGGACAAGCCUGGCCCUGGAAGUUUCAGCCCUGGAGGUGGUGAUGGUACCUUUGCCAUCAAAUCUCCUAUCUUCAAGGUCGCUUGGUGUGCGAACCAAGACCCAGAUGACACCGGCAUUCUGAUUGCAGGAGGAGCACCGUCAAAUUUAGCUACAAAGUCGCUCACCUUCUUUGAACUUGGCCGUACCCCGGUUUACAACACUUCCUCCUGGCAGGUCCUCGCCAAUCACUUCGAAAACCCUAAACGCCAAAGAAUUUUGCCUUGUCCGCCGGGCACAGAAGUUAUAGAUCUUUGUCUGAUCCCACGUUCCUCCCCACACUUCGCUGGUGCACAUGAUCCUCUCGCUAUUGUCGCUCUACUCGCAUCAGGAGAACUCAUUACGCUUAGCUUUCCCAGCGGUAUGCCCAUAUGCCCAACAAACCAACUUCACCUAUCCUUGACCCUAGUCCAUCCGUUUGUCAACUACGUGAAUCUCGCUCCUGUCGAGCGAACAAGAUGGCUGGGAUUGACUGAGAAGCGCCAACACGGGCCGCUCUUUCUAACUGGUGGCGCCGAGGCAAAUUAUCCGUUGAAGAGAUUUGAACACCGGAACGUGGUACAAACCGCUCACGCAGAUGGAACGAUAAAGCUAUGGGAUGCUGGCCAUGCAGAUGAGAUUGAGAACGAUGCCGCCUUGCAAGUCGACGUGGGCCGAGCAGUAGGCCGUCCGGAAAGCGUUGAGGUCACUCGCACUUCAUUUGCCGGCGCUGCGCAAGAGUUAUCUGUUGGACUGAGGUCAGGCGAGCUGGUUGUGUUCCGCUGGGGCAUCAACAAACACCCAGGAGAAGAACUUCCAUCCGGGCCUAAUGAACAGCAAAGACUCACAAACAUAAUGGACCGCACCGAAGCCACGCUUAAGGAGGGCCUACUUCCUUUCACCCUGUUGGACCAGGGUCAUGGGCCAGUCACCGCCCUCAAACACUCUGAUGUUGGCUUUGUAGCCGCUGGAUUCGAAGGGGGAAGUCUGGCGAUCAUUGACCUCAGAGGUCCAGCCAUCAUCUACAACUCCUCUAUAUCCGACUUCAUCAAAUCCGACAAGCGUGGGAGCUUCCGUCGCAGUUCAAACACUCCCUCCACGAGACCUGAAUGGCCAACAACCCUCGAGUUCAGCGUCAUGUCGCUUGAACAUGAGGAAUAUUCGAGCAUUCUCCUCCAUGUCGGAACCAGUCUCGGCCACCUCGCAACUUUUAAACUUCUACCAGACUCGAGCGGGCGAUAUAGUGUACAAUUCGUGGGAGCGGUCACGCUCGAUGACCGUGUGCUCAACGUCUUCCCGAUGCAUGCGGAAACCGGUAAGCCAGCUUACGCAUCACAAUCGGCCCUCUCCAAUCUACGUAGUGGCCUGAAGACCAAUGGCGUACUGCUUGCUGUCACGGCGUCCGGCGCGAGAAUCUUCAAGCCUGCAACUAGUAAGGGUGCCCAUAAAACCUGGGACGAAUUCCUUUGCGAUUCGGCAGCCGUUGUCCGGUACGAGGAUCUCGGCUAUGCACUACUUGGUCUGUACGGAGAUGGCCGUGCAAGGGGCUACUCGAUACCUGCGCUUAAGGAGAUCGGAAGCGUGAAGGUCGACCAUCUUAUCGACGUGAAGAGAUUCAGUGAGGCGGUCAUCACGAGCACUGGAGACAUUCUAGGCUGGAAAGGCCCUGCCGAGCUAGCAUUGGUAAAUGUGUUCGGCACGGGCAUGAAGUGGAACCAAACCAAGGAUACGCUCAUGAAUCUCGAGCUACUUAUUCCUCCACGGCCUCUGAUAUCUAACAUGCAAUGGAUAUCCGGUACCCAAAUUGUCACGCCCGCAGAUAUGGAUCUUCUAAUCGGUGGACCUCAACGACCUCCCUCCCAGAGGAUGCUUUCACAGGCGCGCGCCGAUGAGGAGCAACGCCGCCGCGAUGCUCGAGCUGCAUCAACAUCAGCCUCGGGAUCUGCAGGCCGCCCGCCGCCCGACAACGAAGGCUGGGGUGCCUGGGCGUCUCGACAACUGAACGAGCGGACCGAGAAGCUCAACAUCGUCGGCGACAGCAUGGACAGCUUGAGUCAGAACUCGGCGUCGUGGGCAGAUGACGUGAACAAGUAUGUCAACAAACAGAAGCGAGGUAUGGUUAUGGGUGCUAUGAAGAGCAAGUUCGGGUUCUGAAGCGGCGGGGAAGCACGAUAAAGAGUUGAACGAAAAGGUUGAUCAACAUGAGUACCGGUUUAGGGAGGAAGUGAGAUUAUACCCGUGCAGAUAGCGUUAGACGCUUUCCAUGCCCCAGCAGUUCGUUCAGUAGUCUAGAAAAAUAAUUAGAGCAGU
Aaosphaeria arxii CBS 175.79 is the source of this 3290-nucleotide messenger RNA. RefSeq lists its product as uncharacterized. Bases 129 to 3134 code for a protein of 1001 amino acids. Gene Ontology annotation, molecular function: myosin II binding; GTPase activator activity; syntaxin binding. Gene Ontology annotation, biological process: regulation of protein secretion; regulation of exocytosis; establishment of cell polarity. The transcript is spliced from 4 exons. NCBI's taxonomy places the organism in Eukaryota, Fungi, Ascomycota, Dothideomycetes, Pleosporales. The record is from RefSeq and is a predicted model, not a curated record. Gene Ontology annotation, cellular component: cytoplasm; plasma membrane.